Messenger RNA from Microcebus murinus (gray mouse lemur), 3639 nucleotides. NCBI's taxonomy places the organism in Eukaryota, Metazoa, Chordata, Mammalia, Primates, Cheirogaleidae. The record is from RefSeq and is a predicted model, not a curated record.
CGAGGGCUCUCCUGGUGGGCAGCGCCGCCGCAGCCUCCCCGGGCACCGCGCGGGGAGGUGCCGAGCCCCGGCGACCACCCCAGGCUUGCCCUGCGCUGCGCCCCAGCCUCCGAGGCAGAAAUAGCCCUGGCAGCCAGCGUUGGAGAGAUGGGCUGAACAGGAGCUACUGACACAGGGAGGUUUGAACCAGAAAUUCCAAACCUGGGCUCCUCUCACGGCCACAGAAGGCAGAGCCGCGUUCCCCGCUCCCCCAGCCCCUCCGGACCGCGAACAGGUCCCUUCCUCUUCGUGCUCGACCCCGCGGCACCAGGGCGCAGAGUUCGCUCAGAACCAAGGGAGCGGCCACCUCGAGGAAUGUAAUCGAGGAUGCUGGCCCUGCGGCUGCUCAACGUGGUGGCCCCCGCCUACUUCCUGUGCAUCUCCCUGGUGACCUUCGUGCUGCAGCUCUUCCUCUUCCUGCCCAGCAUGCGCGAGGACCCCGCAGCCGCCCGCCUCUUCUCGCCCGCCCUGCUCCACGGGGCACUCUUCCUAUUCCUCUCGGCCAACGCCCUGGGCAAUUACGUCCUGGUCAUCCAGAACUCCCCAGACGACGUAGGCGCCUGCCAGGGGACCUCGGCCAGAAGGCCUUCGUGCCCCCCGCCCAGCACCCACUUCUGCCGAGUGUGCGCCAGAGUCACCCUGAGGCACGACCAUCACUGUUUCUUCACCGGCAACUGCAUCGGCAGCAGGAACAUGCGCAACUUCGUCCUGUUCUGCCUUUACACCUCCCUGGCCUGCCUCUACUCCAUGGUGGCCGGCGUGGCCUACAUCUCCGCGGUCCUUUCCAUCUCCUUCGCCCACCCCCUGGCCUUCCUCACGCUCCUACCCACCUCCAUCAGCCAGUUCUUCUCCGGAGCUGUCCUCGGUUCUGAAAUGUUCGUCAUCCUCAUGCUCUACCUCUGGUUUGCCAUCGGCCUGGCCUGCGCGGGCUUCUGCUGCCACCAGCUGCUGUUGAUCCUCCGGGGGCAGACUCGCCACCAGGUGCGGAAGGGGGUGGCAGUGAGGGCCCGGCCCUGGCGCAAGAACUUACAGGAGGUCUUCGGGAAGAGGUGGCUGCUAGGCCUGCUGGUCCCUAUGUUCAAUGUUGGAAGUGAGAGCUCCAAGCAGCGGGAUAAGUAGCAGACACUCCCAUCAUUUCUCUCUCUCUCUGUCUCUGUGUCCCCGCUCCUCCUGAACCUAAGACCACAGCACCCUUGUCUCCACCCAUGACUCACUUUAGCUUCGUGCUGGUCCUAGCACCCACCCCUGCCUUUUAACCUAUAGAGAACAGUGUGGGCUGGUGGAUCCGGACAAGGAGGAAAAAAUGGCCACCAGGGGAAUGCUGGGCUCCUCCCAGCCGGCCAGGUGGCUGCUAGCUGUCAGGAUGCUCUGCUUUCGCUUCUUCUCCUUGGGACCCCUGCUUUCCCCCUCUGCCUGGCUCAUCCGCUCCCCAUCAUGUCUCAUGUCAUCACGGCUGUCUGCUGGAGCCCUUUCUCUCAGCCCCGUGUUGGGAGUGGAGAGUGGAUUCUUGCUGCUGGUAUGAGACUCCCUGGGACCUGUAGGCUGGCGAAUGUUUAAAAUCACCACGUGUGAGAAGCAGCCGAGUCAGCUCGGCCAGCUGCCGGGGAAGUUGGGAAAGGGUGGAUGUGUGGCCACAGCUACUCUGUGGGAUCGUGGGCAGUGGAGGGAAAGAGGACCCAGUCACUUCUUGCCCACCCCCCAAGGUUCCAGGCCCUUUUCCUGGGAGACAGUAACCAAUGGGCUGGUAUUUACAGCUGCUGUUCCCUGUCCAUCCUGCCCCAGCUGGCCACCCCAGACCAAUCCCGGGUCUGGCUAGAUGCCUCCUUUCCCUGGCACUCUUCCAGCCUUUCUCCUUAGUCUCCAGCCUCCAGGCCUUUGUCAGAUGCCAGGAAGAUGAGGAAGAAGGGGGAGGGAGAGGGAGUCCCCAAUAAAUGAGGGAGGCAUGUGACUGUAUAGCCGUAUGGAAGGGGAUGCGUGUGUGUGUGUGUGUGUGUGUGUGUGUGUGUGUGUGUGUGUGUGAAAGAGAGAGAGAGAAACAUAGAGAGGCAGAGAGAGAGGGGUGCUGGUAAGGAGCGUUGUUAGGAACACAGAGGAAGGAUGCUUAGGGGAGGGGGAGAAGUGGGAGGGACAAAGGAGCUCAUCUAUGCCCUGUAUAGAGGACAUUCCAGCCACUGAAGCUGUUCAGCGUUUGAAUGGCUACCUGGGGAGGUAGGGAGUGCCCCACUGGAGCUAUGGCAGCAGGGAAUAGGCGGUCAUCUGCAGCAUGCUGUGGAAGGGAUUUCUGCACAGCGUCGUUCUAGGUGAGCUUAGAGAUCCCUUCCCACUCCAAGAUUCUGGUGUCCUCUUUGCAAAUGCUGGGCCCAGAGGCAAGGUCUGCAGAAAUGGCUGUGAGUUAUUUGCUUUCAUGGAGGGUAGGUUGGGCAUGAGAAGGGUCUGAAAACCAUGAUGCCAACUCUCAGGACCCAGGCCAGCCACUGAGGAAAGAUUCUUUGGAGAGACAGGACUGGCUGGAUGGUUGAGGGGACUGGCAUUCGAGGACAGGGAGAUGGAGCAGUGUCAGGUCAGGUGGGGGCAGGGGUGGGGAGAGAAAAGCCAGGUCAUGCUCUGAGGGGCAACAUUGGGGGAGUUAAGCUGGGAAUGGGGAUGUUCAGAAUGUAAAGGUGCAAUUGCGAGACUACCCCUGCUCAUCCGACUGGCUCUGACUGGGGGCACUGCUGUGUUCUGGAACCCAGAGGGCCAGACCCCUGGGGCAUAUGAGGGAGUGGGGACAACACAAUACCCCCCUCCUGACUGGGUCCCAAAGCCAAUAUGACACCCAUGCAGGCAGCAGUGCUGAAUCCACACCAUGCCAUAUCCCCCAGUUGGCCACAGCAACCCCAACAGUUGCUGCCCAGCACCCUGAGUUCUUGAGCAGAGCCUGGAGGACUUCACUCUGGUCCUACCGUCGCGCCCCCUAGAGGGCUAGUGUAGUAACGGCUCGACCUGCUCAUACUACUCCCCCUGUAUUGUUCAUCCAUCCGCCCUGCAUAUAUUUAUUGAGUGCUAUGUUCCCAGCCUCUUCCAGGCACUGGCAAUGCAGUAGUGAACAGGAUGACAAGAUCCCUGCCAUCAGGGACACUUCGUCACUGCCACCUGUGCAAUGAUUCACACCCCCUGAAAAAUGGUCACUGCCUUGGUCAGCAGGACAGGUCACUUGGAGGGGAAGGAUGUGGUAGAGAGGGUGGAAGGGGAGCCGAGGCUGCCUUGAUGGAGGAGUUAGCCUCACCCCCAGUGCUGGCCAUACUUACACAGUGGGCGGGGGAGGGGAGAGGGGAGAAGGCCUGGGCAGUUUAGGCCUUAGCUCUCUCCUGACCCCAGAGCUCAAGCUCGGAAGCCAGCGCUGCCAUCUCCAGCCUCUUGGAGGCUCAGCACGGUGAGGCCGGACUCACAGGGAGGGGGCAAAAGGGAGACCUGCAGGCGCUGGCUGCUGGCAGGGCAGACUGGUCAGUGGGAGGUGCUGGUGGGGAGGUUGCCAGAUGUGGGACUUGAGUAGCAUUUGUACACAUGGCCCUGUAUUGUCCAUGAAGAUCAAUAAAAUUUGUGGUUUUAAAUUGGAUUUGA